AUGGUUAUCUACCAGCGGUUAUGGUCCCAAGUCCACGAACUGGAUCUGCUUUGUCAAACGUGGUUUGUGCAGGAGACAGUGGUGUGCCUCUUCACCAUCACCUUCCUGAGAUGUGGCCACAGCCCAACCCUCAAGCAGGCCACAAGGGACCAGGCAAGAGCCCCAGCUCAGCCUCAGGCCUGCUUACCACUCAGCUACCCCAUAAAGGAGAGCUGCCAUAAAAGUACAGCCCAGCAUACAUCAUCAGCCCAGAGCAUGGCUUCCUCUAGUUUCACAUCUAAGGCCUCUGAAUGUCCUAUCCUCUGGACGGUUCUUUCUCACAACUCAACAGACCCUGGAAAAGCCCCUGCUAUACCCCUUGCAGAGCCAGGUAAAGCUGUUCCUAUAUCCCAACAAGCUGUGUCUGCCGAUCAAAUGACACCCACAGCAGCAAGCUCUCAGCAGACAGAUGCCAAUGAUACAACAGUCACAGAAAGCAAGGUAACAGUCUCCAAUGAAGGCAGCCAAAUAAACACCCUUUGUGAUAAGCAAACUCCUCCCUACAGAAGCCAGCUAGCAACUCCUGAAGAGGACCACAUGAUGAACUCAAGUGGUGACCACACCCCAUUGGAAGACGAUCCAAUCAUUUCGGGAGGUGACCAAGACUUAUACUUGGGUCAAAUGAUCAUCCUCAACGCUGACCAGAAUUACCAUGGACAUCAGAAGAUGGCCCUCAAUCGUGACCAGAAUGUCUACAGAGAUGACAUGAGAACUCUCAGUGAUCAGACCUACUGUAAUGGUCAAAUGAUGCCCUUCAGUGGUAACCAGCCUGUCUACAGGAGUCAUAUCGAAAUUGCCAUGGAAGACCUGACCCAUGGAGCUCAGAUGAUACCUCACAAUGGUAACCAGGAUUUCACUGAAGGUCAGAAGACAACCUCCACCAAUGACUUGAUCUAUGGGCCUCAGAUAACACCCCACAAUGGUAAUCAGGAUUACUUUGUGGAUCAGAAGAUAACCCCCACCAACGAAGUGAACCAUGGGGCUCAGAUAAUACCCCACAAUGGUAACCAGGAUUACUUUGUGGAUCAGAAGAUAACCCCCACCAACGAAGUGAACCAUGGGGCUCAGAUAAUACCCCACAAUGGUAACCAGGAUUACUUUGUGGGUCAGAAGAUAAACCCCACCAAUGAACUGAACCAUGGGGCUCAGAUAACACCCCACAAUGGUAACCAGGAUUUCUUUGUGGGUCAGAAGAUAAUCUCCACCAAUGAACUGAACCAUGGGGCUCAGAUAACACCCCACUAUGGUAGCCAGGAUUUCAUUGGGGAUCAGAAGACAACCUCCACCAAUGGCUUGAUCUAUGGGCCUCAGAUGAUGCCCCACAAUGGUAGCCAGGAUUUCAUUGGGGAUCAGAAGACAACCUCCACCAAUGGCUUGAUCUAUGGGCCUCAGAUGAUGCCCCACAAUGGUAGCCAGGAUUUCAUUGGGGGUCAGAAGACAACCUCCACCAAUGGCUUGAUCUAUGGGCCUCAGACAACACCCCACAAUGGUAAUCAGGAUUACUUUGUGGAUCAGAAGAUAACCCCCACCAACGAAGUGAACUAUGGGGCUCAGAUAAUACCUCACAAUGGUAACCAGGAUUACUUUGUGGGUCAGAAGAUAAACCCCACCAAUGAACUGAACCACGGGGCUCAGAUAACACCCCACAAUGGUAAUCAGGAUUACUUUGUGGGUCAGAAGAUAACCCCCACCAAUGAAGUGAACUAUGGGGCUCAGAUAAUACCCCACAAUGGUAACCAGGAUUACUUUGUGGGUCAGAAGACAAUCUCCACCAACGAACUGAACCACGGAGCUCAGAUAACACCCCACAAUGGUAGCCAGGAUUUCAUUGGGGAUCAGAAGACAACCUCCACCAAUGGCUUGAUCUAUGGGCCUCAGAUAAUACCCCACAAUGGUAACCAGGAUUACUUUGUGGGUCAGACGAUAACCCCCACCAACGAAGUGAACCACGGGGCUCAGAUAACACCCCACAAUGGUAUCCAGGAUUUCAUUGGGGGUCAGAAGACAACCACCAAUGGCUUGAUCUAUGGGCCUCAGAUGAUGCCCCACAAUGGUAGCCAGGAUUUCUUUGUGGGUCAGAAGACAACCUCCACCAAUGGCUUGAUCUAUGGGCCUCAGAUGAUACCCCAUGAUGGUAACCAGGCUCUCUGCAGAAGUCAGAGGACAACUCACUGUGGUGAUCAGACCUUUUAUGGAAACCAGAUGCCCUAUGUGGACAGAUUUUCAUAUAUUCCAAAUUCUCACUUGGCCCAAGGACAACCUCCAGAAUGCUUUUCAAGCUUUCCUUUGGGUCAAAGAAAUCUGGAUGGGAAGGAGGACCUCAGGACUCCAACUCCUCAGGUGCAGAAGAACAAUCGGAAGUCCCACGUGUGCAGUUACCAGAACUGUGGACAGGCAUAUUCAAAAUCUUCCCACCUCAGAGCCCAUAUGCGCAAACACACUGGAGAGAAGCCCUACAAAUGCAACUUUCCUGGAUGCUCGUGGAAAUUCUCCCGCUCAGAUGAGCUCAACCGACACAAGAGAAAGCACACUGGGAUGAGGCCCUACCCGUGUACGAAGUGCAACAAGAACUUUGCACGAUCAGAUCACCUAAGGAACCAUGAAAAAAUGCACAAGUAG
Phodopus roborovskii (desert hamster) is the source of this 2658-nucleotide messenger RNA. It is a transcript of the gene Klf18, whose product is annotated as KLF transcription factor 18. Gene Ontology annotation, biological process: regulation of transcription by RNA polymerase II. Gene Ontology annotation, molecular function: DNA-binding transcription factor activity, RNA polymerase II-specific; RNA polymerase II cis-regulatory region sequence-specific DNA binding. The transcript is spliced from 4 exons. The record is from RefSeq and is a predicted model, not a curated record. The coding region runs from base 1 to 2658 and encodes 885 amino acids. Lineage: Eukaryota; Metazoa; Chordata; Mammalia; Rodentia; Cricetidae.